Polypterus senegalus (gray bichir) is the source of this 1794-nucleotide messenger RNA. RefSeq names its product distal membrane arm assembly component 2 like (gene dmac2l). The transcript is spliced from 5 exons. The record is from RefSeq and is a predicted model, not a curated record. Lineage: Eukaryota; Metazoa; Chordata; Cladistia; Polypteriformes; Polypteridae. The coding region runs from base 120 to 713 and encodes 197 amino acids.
CUUAUGACAAACGGCCAGCACACACCACCAGCGCCCUGUUCGACUCUGCUUACUCCCCCACCUUUCGCAGAGAGGUCAUGUCCAACUUGUAUAAAUGACAACCGGAAAAGCUUGAUGCCAUGAUGCUGUUUGCCAAAGCUACAAAAUAUUUAAACAAAUUACCCUUAUUGGCUGACAGAAGACAUUUCUGGGGUUGGCUGAAUGCAGUGUUUAAUAAAGUAGAUUAUGAAAGGAUAAAGGCAGUGGGUCCAGAUCGUGCUGCUUCUGAAUGGCUUCUGCGAUGUGGAGCAAAAGUGCGCUACAAGGGCUUCGACAAGUGGCAGCAGGAUUAUAAUGGUCUCCCAAGUGGCCCUCUAGGGAAAUACAAGAUACAGGCUAUUGAUGCCACAGAGUCAUGUAUCAUGUACCGAGGUUUUGACCACUUAGAAGGCCUGGAGCAUGUGGAAGAGAUUAAAUUAAUCAGGUGUAUCUACAUUGAAGACCCAUGUUUAGAGAGGAUAAGUGCCAUUACAAACCUCCAAGCCAGCCUGUCAAGCCUAGAGGUAGUGUCAUGUGGCAAUGUGACCGAUCGAGGCCUCUUGGCCUUGCAUCAUCUUAGUAAUCUGCAGCGGCUCUUUCUCAGUGACCUACCUGGAGUGCAGGAGAAGGAAAAAACAGUGAAAAUCCUACAGACAGCAUUGCCAAAAUUGGUGGUGGAACAAGAUGUACAGUAAGACUUGAAACGAGCGCUGCGUACACCAAUCGACUAUAACACUGGAAUUUGAAAAAUGGGAGAGGCAUCCAGCGUCUGCAAUGACUUUUUCUUUGUUCAGAGUGGUUACAAAUAACAGUUUUAGAGGCAUUUUGUGACACAUCUUCUAAACAUUAAACUAGUAUUUAAUUUGCUGUCUUUCAUUUUUAAUGCAGGUGCUGUUUUCAGAAACUGUGGCAAGUAGCAUUGCCAACUCACUGCAUGUAGAACUCACUUUGGAAUCUAUUUGGCAGGAAAGCUUUAACAACUGCCUGUGUUUUUCAUGGGAAGUGAUUUCUUCUUGUAAUUUUAAGGAUUAUAAGUAGUCCUCGACAUACAACCUAUGGAUCUUACGACCAUUUGACUUAUCACCGCUGUCGCAUCUCAUGGGCAAACAACAGUUUUCGCCAUGCCAGUUCCAUAUGCUGUGACUCGUUCAUCUUGAACUCAAUUUAUUACCUGCAGCGGUUUCAACUAAAGGUGAUUUACCUCAGUUCAAAAAUGAAGGUGGAUCAAACAGUAUGAUGAAGGAAAGAAAGCGAAUGCGAUCACAUGUAACUUUAAGUUAUCCCAUUGUAACUGUUGUUUGCCAUAUGCACUGUACUGCUGUGCUCUGGCUUUGAAUCCAGUGUGACAGAUGGCCAGGGCAUGGGUGGAAGGACCGAGGGAGAGACUUCAUUUAGGACAUUAUCUCCCCUGAGACAUUAGAGGGCAGCCCCCCUGGGUUGCUACAGCUCCACGGAUCCCCACAGGGCAUGUCGGGAGUUAUAGUUUGGAGCGGCUCUGUGGGUGCUGCAUGUUGUGCUGGGUCCUUGGAAGAAGCACUUCUCCCACACCCGGAAGUGUAGCCGGAAGAAGGUCGAGAAACACCUGGAGCACUGCCGGGUACACUAUAAAAGGAGCCGCCUCCCCACCGAUCAGGGAGCCAGUUGGGUGGAGGUGUAGUGCAUAAUUGAGAGAAAGAGAUAAGGACUGUGAUAUAUUUGGUGCUUUGUACUGUGCUGUAAAGUGGGGAGCAACAGAAAAUGCUUUCCCACUGAAGAAUAAAAGUUUGUUGUAUUGAA